Molecule: messenger RNA, 3816 nt
Organism: Trichoplax adhaerens
Lineage: Eukaryota; Metazoa; Placozoa; Uniplacotomia; Trichoplacea; Trichoplacidae
Exons: 32
Biological process (GO): transmembrane transport
Cellular component (GO): membrane
Molecular function (GO): ATP binding; ABC-type transporter activity; ATP hydrolysis activity
Source: RefSeq, a predicted model, not a curated record
CCCUAUGUCAAAGCCAAUAUUCUAUCGAAAUUAUCCAUCUGGUGGGUUUCCAAAUUAGUCAUCACUGGAUAUAAGAAGCCCAUUGACGCAAGUGAUAUUUGGCCAUUGCCUGAAGAGGAAUUAGUCCAAGCUAAUUAUGAUACAUUUGAUAAAUUAUGGAAUGAAGAAUUAAAAACGCAUGGAAAAGAAAAGGCAUCCAUAGCAAGGGUCUUCAUUAUUGCAUUUCGCAAACGAUUAUUGUUGACUUUUCUUCUUUACUGUUUUGUAACCGCUUUAAGUAUUGGUAGUUCGGUAAGUAAAGACUAUGUGAUAUUGCUUAAUUCAUUAUAUCCUUUACGUCAUAGCUUAAUGUUUGCUAUUUCUCAUUACAAAACUUUCGCCGUGUUUUACGGUUUUACAUGGUACAGUAGUUACAUUACUGGUAUAAGAGCUAGAUCGAUGGCAUUCGGUUUGGUUUUUCACAAAAUUGUACGAUUACGAAGCGCUUCUACAAAAUCAAUGGGAGAAUUAGUGAAUAUGUGUGCCAACGAUGCUCAGCGUGUCUUCCUGUCAAUGUUAUUUUUUGGAAUUAGUAUCUGUGGGUUUGUGUUUUUGUUACAAGAUUUUAGCUGCCCUUAUUGUCUUCUACAAACAUGUGAUACCGGAUACGAAUAUUUUCUUUUACAGAUAUAUUUUGGCAAAUACAUAAAAAAAUUACGUUGUAAAUCGUUACUCUACGGAGAUCAAAGGGUACAACUAAUAAGUGAAAUUAUCCGAUGCAUCAAAUUAAUCAAGAUGUUUACUUGGGAAUCUUCUUUUCAGUCUAGAGUUAAUUUUCUCCGUAGCAAGGAAAGCAGGUGGCUAGAAAAAAUCGGUUACAUUUCACGUUUUACUGGCACAUAUAUCGUGUUGGUACCUGCGGUAGCGAUUUCUUUGACUUUUUUAACUAACUCUCUACUUGGUUUACCGAUGACAUCAGCUAAGGCUUUUACGGUGAUGCUCUUAUUAAAUGGUUUGAGACUGGUUAUAGACAUAUUUCCUUUAUUCGCGAGUCAUUCGGCGGAAACACUUGUAGCUUUCCAGCGCUUUAAAAAAUUACUUCUUAUGAACGAAAUCGAGGCUACCGGUCAAGUGUCAUCUGACAGCGGAUAUGUUAUAUGUAUUAAAGAUGCAGAAUUUAUUUGGGAAAAGGUAAAGAUAGAUUUACUAUUUAAUAGUUAUAAAUUUCAAAUUAAAUAUAUUCGUUCUACUAUUAAUUUAAAUUUUGAUAGGUUAAUGAAGGGUCAGGUAUUAGGUGCCUGUGGUCGAGUUGGCAGUGGCAAAUCUUCCUUGGUAUCAGCAAUACUCGGAGAAAUGAUUUGUCGACGUGGAGAAAUUCGAAGAGGAGAUUCAAUAGCGGUAGUCACUCAACAGCCUUGGAUUUUUAAUGAGACUUUGAGAGAAAAUAUUUUGUUUGGUAGUAAAUAUGAUUCCAAGAGAUAUUACGACGUUUUAUCUGCGUGUUGUUUGACAGCCGAUUUAAAAUGUUUGAUCGCUGGUGACAGAACUCUGAUUGGUGAUAGAGGAAUUAACCUCAGCGGUGGCCAAAAGCAAAGAGUCUCCUUAGCUCGUGCAGUUUAUGCAGAUAAGGAAGUAUACCUCCUUGAUGACCCAUUGAGUGCAGUAGAUACAGAUGUUGGAGAAAAGAUAUUUCAUCGUUGCAUCAAAGGAUUAUUACGUUCAAAAACGGUCUUAUUAGUAACCCAUCAAUUACAGUAUUUAACUGGAUGUGAUUCCGUAUUGCUGUUGGAAAACGGUAUAAUUGCUGCUAGAGGUACACAUGAUGAACUUAUCAAAAAAAGCAAGGGAUAUAGGGAGCUUGUGGAAAAUUUAAAAUCUAAAAAAGACAAAGAAUCUCACGAAACAGUAGGAUUUCGGGAAAGCACUAGUACUUUUUCCAGUAUUAAAAGCGAUGAAUUUGUUGCUUUCGAGAAAACAAGUGACCAGGGUGUUGACAUUAACGUUUAUCUGAAGUUUUUUAAUGCUUGUGGAGGUCUACGUGUACUAUUCCUUUUACUUCUUAUGUACAUAGCUAUUACUGGCUGUCGUGUAUUUUCCGAUUGGUGGCUAGCAAGAUGGAUUAACGAUAGCCUAACGGUAGAUGUUGACAGUAAUAGAACUUUAACGGAUGUAUGGAAUUCAAGUGAACCUAUGCCGCCUAUUCCGGCGAAGUCCUCAAAAUCACAAAUUGAUAUAAUUGUUUACGGUCUUUUGGCACUAAUUAACGUUCUGUUAUUCGUGCUCAAAGCGAUAUCGCUUAAAGGGUCAUCUUCUUUGUGUAUGAGUGCUUUCCAAAAGAUAUUAUCUGCUCCAAUGUCUUUUUUUGAUACAACGCCAUCCGGAAAAAUUAUUAAUAGAUUUUCCAGAGAUCUCGACGAAGUUGAUACGCAACUGGUAUUCUACGCAGAUCGAGCUAUCUCACUGGUCCUAUUAACUGUGGCAACUUUAACGAUAGUAUCAAUAAGUUAUCCAUGGAUUUUAUUGGCAGUAUUUCCCAUGAUCUUCGUAACUGGAGCGUUGGCUUAUAUCUUUAAUAAAACAAAUCGUGAGCUGAAGCGGUUAGACAACGCUAGUAGGGCGCCUGUAAUGACCCACUUAACUGCUACAGUUGAAGGACUGACUACCGUUCAUGCCUUCAAUAAAGUAAAACAACAGGUUGAAAUAUUUCAGAAGUAUUUAGAUAAAAAUUCGUCAAUUUUCCUUACUUACUGGUGUGUCAACCGGUGGGUUGCUAUUCGUGCAGACUGGAUAGCUAUAGCUCUAGUUGCGAUUUGUUGUAUUCUUGUUACUGCCCAGAGAGGCUUAGCGCCAUCUGCGUAUGCAGGGCUUGCCUUAUCCUACGUGCUCCAGCUAAAAGGAUUGAUUCAGUUAUCUGUGAGAUACGUUCUUGAUGUCAAUUCACGCUUUACGGCUGUGGAGAGGCUAAUUGAUUAUACGGAGAACUUGGAAACUGAAGGAUUGUCAACAUAUUCCAAGCCUUUGUGCUUACCAGAUAAGUGGUUAAAGCAUGGUCAUAUAUCAUUUAGUAACGUAAAAGUAAGAUACAGGCCAAAUUUACCGAUUGUGUUAAACAGAGUUACUUUUUCAAUAAAUGCGCAAGAGCGAAUCGGUAUAAUCGGAAGAACAGGAAGUGGAAAAUCUUCACUUAUGGCAUGCUUAUUUCGUUUAACUGAGAUUGAGAGCGGUAAAAUAUGUAUCGAUGGCAUUGAUAUUCGUGAUAUAGGUAUUAAAAAUCUGCGCUCUAGUUUGUCGAUGAUCCCUCAAGAUCCAUUUUUAUUUGCAAAUACUCUCAGGAAAAAUCUAGACCCAUUCGAUGAAUUUGAUGAUGAAGAAAUUUGGUCAGCUUUAGAGAAAGUGGAAUUAAAAGAUAAGAUCAAUAGCAUGACUGAUAAGCUAUAUACAAAUGUGUUCGCUGGUGGAAGUAAUUUUUCACUGGGUGAAAGACAGCUUCUAUGCUUAGCUAGAGUGUUACUGAAGCCGAGCAAAAUACUGAUGCUUGACGAGGCUACCGCAUUUAUGGAUACCAAGACUGAUGCUAUCAUUCAGCAAACAUUGAUAAAGGAAUUUAAGGGCAGUACUGUUCUCGUUGUUGCUCACCGCCUAAAUACCGUUUUAAAUUGCGAUAGGAUUUUAGCUUUGAGUGCAGGAAAGGUUGUGGAAUUUGAUACACCCAGAAAAUUAAUGAAAAGAAGGACUUCUAAAUUUAAGGAAUUAAUAAUAAAAGGUGGUAUCGAUUACGAAUCAUGGGAAGUCUUUGGUAAAACGUUGAUUGGGAAUAACAAACAGACUAUUGUUUAA